This is a messenger RNA of Chinchilla lanigera (long-tailed chinchilla), 588 nucleotides long. Its product is annotated as keratin-associated protein 3-1. Bases 40 to 336 code for a protein of 98 amino acids. Gene Ontology annotation, molecular function: structural molecule activity. The transcript has a single exon. Lineage: Eukaryota; Metazoa; Chordata; Mammalia; Rodentia; Chinchillidae. Gene Ontology annotation, cellular component: keratin filament. The record is from RefSeq and is a predicted model, not a curated record.
UUCUCCUCUCAGCCCUACACAAACCCACCUCCCAGAGCCAUGGCUUGCUGCGUCGCCCGCUGCUGCAGUGUCCCCUCUGGCCCCGCCACCACCAUCUGCUCCUCAGACAAGUCCUGCCGCUGCGGGGUCUGCCUGCCCAGCACCUGCCCUCACGAGAUCAACCUCCUGCAGCCCACCUGCUGCGACCCCUGCCCCCCACCCUGCUGCCAGCCUGAAGUCUACGUGCCCACCUGCUGGCUUCUCAACACUUGCCACCCAACUCCUGGCAUAAGUGGGAUCAAUGUGACCACCUUUGUUCAGCCCGGCUGUCAAAAUCCCUGUGAACCCUGCUGCUAAGUGGCCACACCUUGGUAGGACCUGGAUACAGCUGCUCCACAUCCUCCCCAUCACCUGGCUUUCCGCGCUUGCUGCUUCGCAGCCUGGAGCUAACCCAGUUCAAUGCCUAGGGCCAGCUGGCCACGAAUCAGCUGAACUUCCCAAUGCCCCGCCCCUCUGGGGACAGGUAGAGACUGCCUACCUUUUAGGCUAUUUCCCUGCUCUUUGAGAAAUAACCAUUUUGACUCUUCAUUAAUAAAUUUCAUUCUGGCU